AUGGAUGUUCAGCUAACUAACAACUUGAAAGAAAUUGAGAAUAUGUUGGGGUCCCGGAUGCUUGAUUAUGAAGAGAAACUGAAGAAAGCCAGCACGGAGACUAAUUCUUCACAUCCUGAUCUUUCGUCUCUUUCGCGUGAGUUCUCCGAAUUGAAAUGUUUUGUUUGGCAGACAUUAUCGAGGCUGAAAAUCCAAAUUGAAAUGCUUUGCCUCGGCUUAGAUAGACACGAAACCGCUAUGCGACACAAAGUGUUGCUAUUCCACGGGAUACCCGAAAAGCCUAAUGAAAAUCUUCAUUAUGUCCUUUACUCUAUAAUAUCCAAUCAGUUAAAGUUGACAGACUUGAGCAAGGACAGUUUAAAAGUAUGUCAUAGACUUGGAUCAGCACAAGGGAAAACUCGGCCAGUCUUAGUUCGGUUUUUUGAAACUGAGCAUCGAUAA
Messenger RNA from Parnassius apollo (apollo), 441 nucleotides. The record is from the annotation of a GenBank genome assembly. NCBI's taxonomy places the organism in Eukaryota, Metazoa, Arthropoda, Insecta, Lepidoptera, Papilionidae.